AUGCGCGUCGGCGGUACAGUAUGUGCUGCCUUGCUGCGACCUGCUGACGCCGUUGACGCGCGGGAAUGCGCUGCACAUUCCGCCGACACUGCACAUUCCGCCCACGCUGCACAUUCCGCCGACGCUGCACAUUCCGCCGACGCUGCACACUCCGACGACGCUGCACAUUCCGCUGACGCUGCACAUUCCGCCGACGCUGCACAUUCCGCCGACGCUGCACAUUCCGCCGACGCUGCACAUUCCGCCGACGCUGCACAUUCCGCCGACGCUGCACAUUCCGCCGACGCUGCGCAUUCCGCCGACGCUGCACAUUCCGCCGACGCUUCGUAUUCCGCCGACGCUGCGCAUUCCGCCGACGCUGCACAAUCCGCCGACACAGCAGAUUCCGCCGAUGCUGCAGGUUGCGAUGCUGGAGUCUAA
This is a messenger RNA of Closterium sp. Yama58-4, 420 nucleotides long. Lineage: Eukaryota; Viridiplantae; Streptophyta; Zygnematophyceae; Desmidiales; Closteriaceae. The record is from the annotation of a GenBank genome assembly.